AUGCGAGAAAGAGCUGAAAAUGAAUUAUUACCAUUACAAGAAAUACGUAAAGCUUUACUUACAGAUGAAGCUCUUGCUGUUCUACCUAGUGUAACUGAUAUCAGUAUGAUACUAAUAUUUUUAUGUAAAGUUAACUCACUUAUCUAUUUUUUUGUUUAUGGUUCUCUCAGAUCAUAAUCUAAUACAUAAUCGCCAAAAAAUGAAUCCUCAUCUUCCACAAUCAUCUUUUUUUUAUUCCUGAUAUAUAUAUACAAAAGAUUAUCAUAAUAAUGAUCGGUUAUUAUUAUAUGAUAGUGAUGAUCCAGAAUUUCAAAUCAAUCAAUUAGAAAAUAUACAAUCUACAGGACGAAUUUUAGUAUGGUCAUCAGAUAUUCAAUUGCUGAACAACGAACGAAAGAAUUCUAUCAUCGAUUCAACAAUAACAAAAUUGCGGAACAAGUAUUAUUAUAACGACUUUCUUUUUUGUUGCGAAUGCACAAUAAAAUAAAAACUAUUCCGUUAUAAUAAAUAACAUUACCUGAUUAACAUUGUCACCGAGCGUUAUCCAUAUUUUAAUAAAAGGAUAUUUUGAUAAUGGAGAACAUUUUUUCGGAGGACCAUAUCACUAAGGACAUUUUCUAAAGGACAUUCUAGACUGUUACCCUAGAAAUCCAUCCAUCCCCUAGAAUACACCAUAUAUCUUCAACCAGAAUUACACACCUAUACCCUUACCACUCAAGUGAUUUGUGUACAUGAAAAACAAACAAAAGUUGGAAAGAAUAACAAUGAAAAAUAAAUGACGUUGUUCGAUUCUUUUUCUUCCGACUGUUGUUGAGUAGGAACGAAAAACAAAAAACAUCCAACAUCGAGUAUAUAAACAGUAAACAGAAUUGCCUAUCCCCAAAACACAGCAAACAUGGCAACAAACAUGAGCCGCCCUCGAAGACAACGUAUGACUGAGAACUACUUGGUCAUCUGGGUCGACGGCAACAUCGACAUGAACAAUCAAGAUUGUCAACGCACGCUCACACAAUUGCGUGAUGUUGUCAAUCAAGUCAACACCUGCACAACGGCCGAGGAAUGUAUCCGAAGCCUUGAAGAAAAUCAAGAGGAGACAUCAUUCGUGAUCUCCUCUGGUGCAUUGGGACAACACCUUGUUCCAGAUAUUCAUGGCAUGCCAAAAUUGGAUGCCACAUACAUCUUCUGUGGCAAUAAACAACGCCACGAAGCUUGGACCAAAAAUUGGGCAAAAAUCAAGGGCGUCCACACGACAA
This is a messenger RNA of Rotaria sp. Silwood2, 1253 nucleotides long. Lineage: Eukaryota; Metazoa; Rotifera; Eurotatoria; Philodinida; Philodinidae. The record is from the annotation of a GenBank genome assembly.